Sinocyclocheilus rhinocerous is the source of this 1666-nucleotide messenger RNA. RefSeq names its product zinc transporter ZIP6-like. The transcript has 6 exons. Bases 138 to 1268 code for a protein of 376 amino acids. NCBI's taxonomy places the organism in Eukaryota, Metazoa, Chordata, Actinopteri, Cypriniformes, Cyprinidae. The record is from RefSeq and is a predicted model, not a curated record. Gene Ontology annotation, molecular function: zinc ion transmembrane transporter activity; monoatomic cation:bicarbonate symporter activity. Gene Ontology annotation, cellular component: plasma membrane. Gene Ontology annotation, biological process: intracellular monoatomic cation homeostasis; zinc ion import across plasma membrane.
ACAAAUGUGUGGUACUAUUGUGAAAAAUGCAGCCUUUCUAAAAAUUGUGUGUUUGUGUUACAGCAUGGGUAGGAGGGUUUCUCUCCAUCACUUUGAUCAGUUUGCUGGCGUUAGUUGGGGUGGUUUUGAUCCCACUCAUGAACAGAGUUUGCUUCAACUUCCUGCUGAGCUUCCUGGUGGCCCUUGCAGUGGGAACUCUGAGUGGAGACGCUCUCCUCCACCUCAUACCACAUUCUCAGAGUCAUCACCAGCACGGCCACUCUGAGCAUCAUCACCACGGUGAAGAGGUGGAAGAGGAUUCCCUUCGGCCGGUAUGGACUGGGCUCACAGCUCUGAGUGGAGUCUACAUCAUGUUCCUCAUCGAACACUUCCUGACCCUCGGCAAAAUGUACAAGGACAAAAAACAGAAGGUGCAAAAGAGGGUUGAUUUCACCACAGAAGUUUUGGAAUCUGAGAAACUGCCGUCAUUAGAAGACAAUGAUGUCAAGACGAUUGAGGGUAAUGCUGAAACAAAUGGUGGAAGUGCAUGUGGGCGGGGUGUUGCAGAGGAAGAGGAGGUGAUGUUGGGGGCAGAGCUCUACAAUGAUGUUGACUGUGAAAACAAAUGCCACUCCCACUUCCAUGACACUGUUGGCCAAUCAGAUGAGCAACAUCAUCAUCACCAUGACUAUCACCACAUACUGCAUCACCACCACUCCCAGAACCACCCCCCGCACACACACACGCACCGACACACACACUCCUACUCGCUCCAGCACUUCCAGGAGGCCGGCGUGGCCACGCUCGCCUGGAUGGUCAUCAUGGGAGACGGGCUUCACAACUUCAGCGACGGACUUGCCAUAGGGGCGGCUUUCACUGAAGGUUUGUCCAGUGGUCUUAGUACCUCAGUCGCUGUGUUCUGCCAUGAGCUUCCUCAUGAGCUUGGUGAUUUUGCAGUCUUGCUGAAGGCGGGUAUGUCAGUACGACAGGCCAUCCUGUACAAUCUGCUCUCAGCCCUGAUGGGAUAUUUGGGCAUGAUCACAGGCAUUCUGAUUGGUCAUUAUGCUGAAAAUGUUGCUACAUGGAUCUUUGCUCUCACGGCUGGGUUGUUCUUGUACGUCGCUCUUGUGGACAUGGUACCGGAGAUGUUACACAAUGAUGCGAGUGAAGCAGGCUUCAGUCACUAUGGCUUCUUCCUCCUGCAGAAUGCUGGGAUACUCCUAGGCUUUGGCAUCAUGCUUAUCAUUGCUGUUUUUGAGCAGAAGAUACAACUUGACAUUGGCUUCUGACCUGAGGACCAUGCAAUAACAAGUUAAAAUGUUAACAAGAACAUCACUUCUAAAAACAUCACUCCACAAAAACAUCUGCUAACCUUGCUCUUUGACCCUGAAUUUUGCUUACCUGGGGUCCACCUGUUGAAAUGUCUGAGAUCUGAUUUAAUCUGUGAAAAGGUGGCAGCAACUUAAUAUGCACGAAUAAUUGUCAUCUUAUUUGUGGUUUGUGGGAGUAAAAGUAUUUGUUGACUGUUACAAUUUUUAGUAUAAAAAAGAAACUUGAGCCACAUUAAGAAUGUGGAGGUGUUUUAUUUUUGUUAGUGUUGUACAGUUGCUAUUGAAGCGAGUUACAUUUGUUCAUUUUGCACAUGCUGUCUCUCCAACAUUCCAGUAAAGUAUUGAGUGUCCCAUGA